Fimicolochytrium jonesii is the source of this 934-nucleotide messenger RNA. RefSeq lists its product as uncharacterized. The transcript has 2 exons. Lineage: Eukaryota; Fungi; Chytridiomycota; Chytridiomycetes; Spizellomycetales; Powellomycetaceae. The coding region runs from base 281 to 925 and encodes 214 amino acids. The record is from RefSeq and is a predicted model, not a curated record.
CACUGUGGUACCAGACUGCCAGUGGUUGGAGGAUCUUUGCCAAUCUCGGUUUUGCUUCGACUACCAGUGUUUGUGGCCCGCGAACUUUUUUUGCCGUGGUGAUUUUGCUAGCGGACCAUAAACCUGCUUGCCACUGCUUCGUCCCUCCGAGAAUGUCUCCGAGAUGUCUUCGAAACGUCUAUAAAAGCCGCGGCGUUCCCGCUUCCCACCCUUUGCCGACAUCCCGCUCAUCGCUCUGCAUCCCGCCUACCGCCUCCAAACCAACUCUUUCUGCACAACCAUGAAGGUGUUCGCCGCCGCCGUCCUUGCCGUCCUUGCGGGCUCUCAGGCUGUCGCCGCCGAUGCUGUCCCCAUCGACCCGAAGGCGGUCUACUUCAAGUCGAUCGCAUACGCUGGUACCGGGUGCCCAGUUUCCCCCCCGUCCGCUCAAGUCCGCCUUUCCGACGAUAGGACUACCUUUUCUAUCCUGUUCGACCAGUUCGUUGCUGAGGCGGGGCCGGGCAUCCCGCGCGCUUCGAAUCGUCGCAACUGUCAGUUGAACAUCGGGGUCCAUAUCCCAGGAGGGUUCCAAUAUUCUAUCGCCUCCGCCGAUUAUCGAGGCUGGGCGCAGCUUGAUGCCAAAGUCAAGGGUAUCCAGACAGCCAGCUACUAUUUCCAGGGCGACGGACGAACGGUUACAACGAAGGCGGAAAUUCCCGGCGCGUACGUCAACGACUAUCAGAUCCACGACGAGAUCGAGUUUACAACCCUUUCCUGGUCCCCGUGCGGUGAGGACUCGAACAUCAACAUCAACACCUCGAUCUUCGUUGACAACUCGAAGAACAAGGCUGCUUCUGGGUCUCUCACGACUGAUUCCAUCGACGGCAAGGUGACCCAAAAGUACGCCUUCGUGUGGAGGCCAUGCACUCGUCGGGCGACCGCUUAAGCGAGUCCG